AUGUGUAAGUUUGAAAUCAUAGUACCAAAUGAAAAGAUGCCAGAUGAUUUUGGCAUUGCCAAACUCCCAACGUGCGGAAUUUCUGAUGAUCCAACCCCUGAAUCACAAGAAUAUAUUAAACCAGGAAAUAUUUUCGUAUCUCAAGAUUAUACUUUAAAAAUAGGUGAUUUUGGUAUGGCAAGGUAUAACGUAGAAAGAAGUCUAUCUCCAUUCCUUUUAAAUCAAGGGACAGAAAGUUUUAGAUCACCUGACAGGGAGACAGAAGGAGCUUCCUUUCACACUGACAUGUGGAGUGAAUAUAGGGAAUUGAUAAAUCUAUGUUUAAAUACAAAGAAAUCUGGGGUUACAAUUGAUAAUGCUUUAGAUUGUCAUUUAUUUAAAAUCACCAGACCGCAAAUACUACAUUACAUUGUAGCUAUUGACAUUGGUUCAAAUUGUAGUACCUUUUCAUUUACUUUAUCAAAACACAAUAGUGCUUUGAAAUGUAAAGUGAAGACAUUGACAGUUAUAUCACUUGACAAGUAUGGCAAGCUCGCAAGAUUUGGUGAUGGUGCUCGUCAUGAUCAUAAUGCUAUCUUUUCAAAGUACAAGAUGGUCCUCUUUAACACAGAGUCAAGAGAAAAGACAAUGGUCAAGGCUGAUAAUUGUAAUCAGAUUGCAUCGGUUGAAACACUCUUUACAGAGACUCUCAAGUACUUUAAACAAACAAGUUUAGAAAGCCUAAACGAUGAAUACAAGAGCAAUGUCGACCCAAGUCAGGUAUUGUGGGUAAUCACAGUACCCGAUACAUCUGAUAAUAUUUCUAAAAAGGCAAUACUGUUAUGUGCAAUAAAAGCAGGGUUAUGUACUAUAGACACUAUCAAAGAUUCGAUAAGGUUUGUUGGAGAAAGUAAAGCAGGUGCAAUGGAUUGUAUUUCAAAAACAAUGGACAAUCAAAUUAAACCUGAACAACAAUUUCUUGUUCUCAACCUUGGAAGAGAAUCUUCGAGUUUUAAUGUUUAUAAAAAAUUACAAAAUGGAUUUGAAAUAAUUGAUCUUCCACUUUUUGUAGACUGUGGAUCAAACCAUUGCGAUAUAAUAUUCAAAAACUUUUUGGUAGAUUUGCUAGGGAUUACCAGUAAUUGUGAUCGUUUAGACCAGUUGGUCAAUAAAUUCAAAUUGAUUAAAGAAUCAAUGGCCAAGGAUCGUUGCAAUGACAAAGGACCAAUAAUCAUUCAAUUUACCCCACUCGAGUUUGCAGAAAGAAUCAACCAACGAGUGGACUCGAAAACACCACCAAAUAUUCUAUACGAUCGUAGCAGAUCUACUAUUUCCAUCCCAUUCGCCUCGUUUGUCGAAUUCUUUUUGAAUCCAAUUUUCCAACAAAUCUUGGGCCAUCUCAAAUCUGAAAUGAACAAAAAUACAUUUGCUCAUAUCUUUAUGAUUGGUGGGUUUAGUGAAAACUAUGUCCUUCAACAAUUGAUAAAGAAAGAGUUUGCAUCGACCAACGUCAUAGUGCCACAGCAACCAUCAUUGUCGGUAGUCAGGGGUGCAUGUCGAUUAGCUAUUUGUCCAUCUGCCCAAUUAAACAAUACAGAUUCUAAUUAA
Messenger RNA from Cavenderia fasciculata, 1587 nucleotides. RefSeq lists its product as uncharacterized. The record is from RefSeq and is a predicted model, not a curated record. The coding region runs from base 1 to 1587 and encodes 528 amino acids. The transcript is spliced from 8 exons. NCBI's taxonomy places the organism in Eukaryota, Evosea, Eumycetozoa, Acytosteliales, Cavenderiaceae.